Messenger RNA from Phyllopteryx taeniolatus (common seadragon), 1965 nucleotides. RefSeq names its product erythroferrone. NCBI's taxonomy places the organism in Eukaryota, Metazoa, Chordata, Actinopteri, Syngnathiformes, Syngnathidae. The record is from RefSeq and is a predicted model, not a curated record. The coding region runs from base 363 to 1313 and encodes 316 amino acids. The transcript has 8 exons. Gene Ontology annotation, molecular function: hormone activity.
UCACCGAUGAAAAAAUAUAAACAAUACAGAGCAUCAUGUUCAUUUUUUGUUGCUUUGUUCGUCAUCAAUAUGAUCAAAAUGAAGAAAAAAAACAAUAUUUGGAUAUAAAGAUGAUGCUGAUGUCAUAUUGGUCAAGCAGAGGAUGAUGACAUGCUGGUGAUGCAAAAAAAAAAGGUGUGGCACUGGCCUAUCAGGGCCUUCGCGGGAACAUUUCAUCAUCGUGGCCACGCCCACACUUAUCUGCACUUUGUGCGUGUGUGUUGACCAACGUGAGGACGCAGAUAAAAAGAGCGACAAGUUUGCAUUUGUGAUGACGAUGACGACGGGAAGAAGGUGACAGGUUAGACCUCGCUUUUGACAACAUGACCGGUCCGAACAUGAAAACUCGUCCAAUCGGCAUCGGAUGCCACCUGAUCGUGAUGAUGAUGAUGAUGAUGAUGAUGAUGAUUGUGAGCAGCAGUCAGGAGGUCCAGGAUGAUGGCGUGGUUCAGGACUCGACGCCCUCGGAGGGAUCGCCGCUUUCUCCUCGGAGCACCUGGAUGAUGUUCAUCAAGAACUCCCAGGCGCAAAAACGAAACUCCCGAAGAACGGCAAAGCUCGCUCUCCGGGGACCUCGGGGACCUCGGGGACCUCCAGGACCUCCUGGCCCCCCGUGCCCCCCCGCGCCCCGCCCGCAUCCGCAGCAGAUCCUCGACGACGUCCUCACCACGCUCACCGGGGGCGUGUCGUUUUGCGCAUUGUGCCACCGCCCCCCUCGAAUCCCCGCCUCCUUCCUGGGGCUCCUCCGCCGCACGGUGGAAGUGGCUCGCCGCAGCCUGAUGGAGCUCCGCCCCUUCACUCAGGCCCCGCCCUCCGCGUGUGGCUUCCAACGCGGCAGCGGCUUCAACGUUAGCGACGGACGCUACACUGCGAUGCGAAGUGGGUUUUACCUGCUCACUGCGCGGCUCCGCCUACAGUCAGGUGAGCGCGUUCAGGUGCGCCACUGCGAGAGUGUGACGGCGGCCAUCUGCGUUGGCUCACUUUGUCACACCAACCUCUCCAUUGAGUCGGUGGUGGGCGUGGCCAGUGUGGGAGGAGCCUUCAGCAUCAGUUUGACUGGGACGCUCUUCUUACAGGUCACUCGGCUUCCCGCUAUCACGCCGACAAUGCCUUUUAUUCUCACGCGUUUACACAUGCACAAUGAGACUGAAAGGAGCUCCUUUUCCAGUGCAAAUGCCGGCGAGUACGCGUCCGUCUACGUGGACAACGCCGCUGGCGCCAACAUCAGCGUCAUGCCCGACUCGUUCUUCUCCGCAAUCCUGCUGGGAAUUUGAACCGACGUCACUUCCUGUUUAUCCGCCGUCAUUUCCUGUCAAUAAUCCUCACUUCCCGUCCACCGCCGUUACUUCCUGUUGUCGCUGGUGCCGGACGACGUCAUCGAACACGGUUGCGACGCCGCUCUGCCCCCCGGCGGUUCCUCUGUGAUGAACACGCGUUCCCCAUCCAUGUUGUGUGACGCAUUUCUACGCUUCAUUUCCCGCGCGUCGCGGUAACAUUUCUGUGCGUAAAUGAAGCGCUAAUUUCAACCUUUAGCGAAACAACUAGCUAAAAAGAAGCGCACAUCAAAACUUGUCAUUUGACACAUCAAAGUUCUCGUGUGGCGCAACAAGCAGAAAAGGUGAAGACGCGCCAGGAAGGAAGACGAAACUUUCGGAACGAUUCGGAAAAUUCAGCUGCCAAUGCUAACAAUGCUAACAAGCGAAGAUAGCUGACAAACUUUACAUCUGGUAAACAUCUUUAAUAGGGUUAACAAUCAAAAAGUUAAAAAGUUACUUGUGUUACACUUUGUGUUAAACAGAUGAUGUUUGCUUUAGCGUAAAAAUGUUUGUGAUUUGAUUGUUUACUCAAUGACUAUGUUGACAUAGUUUUAUACACUUCUAUUGCGGCAUUUUUUGUGCAAAUAAAAUGAAGGAAUUGUUCACUGGA